Molecule: messenger RNA, 1561 nt
Organism: Pecten maximus
Lineage: Eukaryota; Metazoa; Mollusca; Bivalvia; Pectinida; Pectinidae
Product: conserved regulator of innate immunity protein 3-like
Exons: 6
Coding region: 69-845 (258 amino acids)
Biological process (GO): cytosolic ribosome assembly
Cellular component (GO): mitochondrial matrix
Source: RefSeq, a predicted model, not a curated record
GAAGUAAGGUCGCAUGCUUUCCGGUGAAGGACAUAACCUCGUGUAGCAACCUCAGGACACAUUAAAAGAUGGCAGGUGUUAUUACACGAUCACUUUCAAGGACGGCAAGUUCACUGCUGCGAAAUUCACACCUGGCAAAGCAGUUAUCUAGGACGACAGUGAGAAACUUCAGUCAGCUUCACCGGUCGUCACCAUCGCUGCUUGUUUCAGCCUCUAGUCAACCCAACAUUCACGGAAAAACGUGCAGAUGCUGUUUGCAUACACAGGAUGAUCAGGAUUUUUCCAGUUACCUUGCAGAAGAAAUAUCUACAGAAAAGAGUACCAUGAGAGCAGUAACAAGUAUUUCAGACUGGAAAAUAACCAAAGAUAAUGCAGAGGUGAAACUGGAAAAAAAUGUAGAUAAUGAAAGUGUGACAAUUACAUUUAAUAUGAAUAAUGCCACAGGUAGUGAGCAGGCUUUAGAGGGUGAAGGAUUAGAAGGAGAGAUCGAAGCAGAUCCACCUUUUAAUGUAGAAAUAAAAAAACCAACAGGUAAAAUAAUGUACUUUGAAUGUACAAUGAUCCCCGCAAGUGAACAAGGUGGGGAUGCAAAUAUGGAUGAAGUAGCUGAUGCUUUUGAAAUCACAUCUGUGACCAUGGAUGAAGGCAAGCUUAAAGAGGGUACCUUUACAAUGUUUUCUGAAACCAUGGAUGGGCAAAUCUACGACAAGCUGAUGGACUUGCUGGAUAACCGAGGUGUUGGAGAUGAAAUGAUAGCUGCAAUGAGGGAAUUCUGUAGAGCAUACGAUCACCAUCUUUAUGUGAACUUGUUGUGUAAAAUGAAAGAAUUUGUGGAUGAAAAAUAAAUUGUUUCUGUACAGCACUGUACAUGGAUCAAGAUGCUAGACAUUUUUAGGUACUGUAUGUGAUGUUUAAACCAUACAACUAUCUCUGUGAAGGGUGAACAAGAGGUACAAGGAUUUCAAUUCAGUACAAUUUUACUGCCGAUUUUCUGUGUAGAUAGCAAUGAAGUAAUGAUGUUAUAUUCAUCCAGUAAUAAGUCCAGGGGACCAUCACAUUGACUCCUGGGGUGGUUUUAAUAUUACAGGAUAAUAGAAUACUAGUAAAUAGUAACAUUUGCUGGCAUUUUCACUGAACUUCAAUAGACAAUAACGGGCUUACUAUCAAGCAAAGGCGUACUUUAUUAUAAACAUGACAGUGUUUUGGUAAAGGUACGUGUAUUAAGUAUUUUACAAAAUAUAUAAUUAUACACUACACAAGUGAUGUCAUUCGAACAUGCUGCAAGUACAAUGUAUACAGUACAGGUGACUAGUCUAAGGCAAGGAAAUGUUCUCGUCCAAUGUGUUGAUGAUUGUUGUAUGGAACAUAAUGCGAAACAUGGUAUUUAUGUAGAAUUAUUCGACAAACAAUCGCAGAAAGUAAAUUAGUUUGAUUAUAUUUGAAAUACUGCAGUUCAUUUGACCAUGGACGCCAUGCUGAGUUCAUUUGACCAUGGACGCCAUGCUGGUAGUGUUGACUAUAUAUGGGUGUGUCUUAAACAAAAUAAAGAUCAAAUUACUUA